CAUUCGAUUAAAAGGACGAAAAGGAAGCUGUAGCAUCCGCAAUAAGGAAGAGAGCAAUUCUUAUAACGUUUUUAUUAUUCUCGUAUGGAGAUCAGAUUUCCAUAAUCUUUAGAGUGCUGUAUUGUGAGUGGGAGUCCACUCGAACACUCCACUGGAAUCUUAAAUACUGAGUAUUCGACGAUAUAAAUAACCGACGCAGUUUCACGAGGUACACAGUACCUUUCCGAUCGUCGACAUAUCAGCCUGUGCAAAAUCGACGAAUUGUGCUCAAAAUGCUAAGGGAACUCGUCGUUUUUGCAAGUCUCAUUUUCUUAAGUUAUGCUUGUUUAAUUACGAAUUGUCCUCGCGGUGGAAAAAGAGGUGACAUUAUACCUUCUUUGGGAACUGUCACUCGAGAAUGCCCUCCAUGUGGUCCCAAUCAUCUGGGUCAAUGCUUUGGGCCUCACAUUUGCUGCGGCCCUACCAUUGGAUGCUUCAUUGGAACACCAGAAACAUACAGAUGCAGAAAGGAAAGUCCAUAUGCUAGACCUUGCAUCGCAGGCUAUGCAAUGUGCCGUGGAAACACAGCUAGAUGUGCUACAAAUGGAAUUUGUUGCUCACAAGACUCUUGCCACAUGGAUACAUCGUGCAGAAUUUCUGAUGUCGUUAGCAAUGAUCGCAAAAUGGAUGCUGAUCUGAGUGCGAUAUUGUCGAGUAACGAAGCCUCCCAUGAGAUAAUUCAAUAAUAUAAUUAAUUUUAUUAGUUCCCACUUAUAUUCAACCAUCUCAUUGCCUCAACUUACAUAAAAUAUACAACAUUGUGCUAACGAUGAGGCGAAUAAUAAAAACAUGUAUAUUUAUCACAUAAGUACAAUAUAAAGCUUUCUUCAAUUUGACCCGAUGAAUAAACGAUGCCGACAUAUUGAAUCUUGUACUUUGUCGACAAAUUUUGAACAAAUAAACGUGUCAUUGAAUCCUCAA
This is a messenger RNA of Harpegnathos saltator (Jerdon's jumping ant), 960 nucleotides long. Its product is annotated as neurophysin 1. The record is from RefSeq and is a predicted model, not a curated record. Gene Ontology annotation, cellular component: extracellular region; secretory granule. NCBI's taxonomy places the organism in Eukaryota, Metazoa, Arthropoda, Insecta, Hymenoptera, Formicidae. The coding region runs from base 273 to 725 and encodes 150 amino acids. The transcript is spliced from 3 exons. Gene Ontology annotation, molecular function: neurohypophyseal hormone activity.